Molecule: messenger RNA, 1918 nt
Organism: Fundulus heteroclitus (mummichog)
Lineage: Eukaryota; Metazoa; Chordata; Actinopteri; Cyprinodontiformes; Fundulidae
Gene: dnajc1
Product: DnaJ (Hsp40) homolog, subfamily C, member 1
Exons: 12
Coding region: 160-1683 (507 amino acids)
Cellular component (GO): endomembrane system
Source: RefSeq, a predicted model, not a curated record
CCACGGACACAACGAAGAGGACGCCUGAAGACGUGUCGUUGUUUCCGGGCUCGGUUCUGUGGAGGAGCCGCUUCUCAAGGCGUCCCGGUCCAGAUCCCUGGUUCCGUUGUGGUUUCGCACGUCCUCUGCUGUGUUCGGUUCCGAUUCCCUCGGACGGAGAUGCGGGUGUGUGCGGGUGUGAGCGGGUCUCUGGUUCUGACCCUGGUCCUGGUUCUGGUUCUGGAGGUCCCGCGCCUGUGGGCCUGGGAGGCGGACCUGGAGCUUCUGGACCUGGUGGAGGAGAUCCCGCAGAACUUCUACCAGUUCCUCAACGUGGACCAGGAUGCGGCGGCGGCAGACAUCAAGAAGGCGUACCGCCGGCUCUCGCUCUCGCUACAUCCUGACAAGAACAAAGACGAGAACGCUGAGACUCAGUUCCGACAGCUCGUGUCCAUCUAUGAAGUCCUGAAAGACGAGGAACGGCGGCGCAGGUACGACGACAUCCUGGUGAACGGACUUCCUGACUGGCGGCAGCCCGUCUUCUACUACAGACGGGUGAGGAAGAUGAGCAACGCAGAGCUGGGCUUCCUGCUCUUCCUCAUCCUGACCGUGGGACACUACGCCGUCAUCUGGUCCAUCUACCUGGAAAAGCAGCUGGAUGAGCUGCUGAGUCGGAAGAAGAAGGAGAAGAAGAAAAAGCUGAGUUCCAGACCUGCUGAGGAGCUCAGGUGUGUCAGUCAGGACCGCGCUGACAGGAACCAGGAGAGACCUCACUGGCAGGACAUCCUUCCUCUGAAGCUCAGCAUCUGGCUCUACCUGUCCGUCGUUAACCUGCCUCAGACCAUCCAGGAGGUGAAGCAGUACUAUGAGGACUAUCAGCAGAUGAAGCAGAAGCAGGAAGCUGAAGCUGAAGAAGAACCGGCUCCAAGAGAGAAACGACCCAAAGUGAAGAAGCCCAAAGUGGAGUUUCCAGUUUACGUCCCUUCAGAGCAGCAGAACCAGCAGAACUACGACCAGACCACGUCCAUCGAGGACAUCGAGGAGCAGAUGGACGACUGGCUGCAGGACUUCAGACCUGCCAAGAAGAAGGAACCAGAAUGGACAGAGGACGACCUCAGUCUCCUCAGCAGGCUGAUGGUCAAAUUCCCUGGAGGAACUCCGGGCCGAUGGGAGAAGAUCGCUCAGGAACUGGGCCGCUCUGUGUCUGCGGUGACAAUGAAGGUCAAGCAGGUGAAGGACAACGUGAACCAGACCUCAGGUCUGGUCAAACUGUCAGAUUUAAAGGCCCCGCCCCUUCCUGUGAGGUCAUUUCCUGUGGACGACAGCAUGAUGACUCAGAGAGUGGGCGGGGCCAGUGAGGAGGAGGAGGAGGAAGGCCCGGCGGUCCGCAGGAGGAACCGGAAGAACCAGCCCUCAGACGGGGGGGAAGGGAAGGUCCGAGGCCGGCGGCAGAGGGAUUUUGACCCGACUGCGGUGGAUGAGGAGGACGAGGCGGAGGAGAACCAGGAGAAGGUGAACCCUUCAGCUUGGACUCAGAACCAGCAGAAGCUGCUAGAACUGGCCCUGCAGCAGUUCCCCCGAGGAACCGCAGAACGAUGGGACCGGAUUGCCAAGGUGGUCCCUGGAAAGACCAAGGAGGACUGCAUGAACCGUUACAAGAUGCUGGCUGAGCUGGUGAAGAAGAGGAAACAGGAGAAGAGCUGACCAGCGCUGGCCCCGCCUCCCCCAGCCGCUGCUGCCAGCUGAUUGGCCUAAAGGUGGCGGCUCACCUGAUCAGGUGUGUCCGUACCUGCGGGCCACUGGACCUCAUGUGCCUUAUCUCCGUUCAGCAUGUUGCCGAUCAGUACUCAGUAUUUAUUGUUUCCUUCACUUCUUUCAACAGAAGAACGUGGAAACCGUUUUUUAUUUGCUUGUUUCCAAAUAAAUAUCCAAUCAUCAA